Aplysia californica (California sea hare) is the source of this 1653-nucleotide messenger RNA. RefSeq names its product patched domain-containing protein 3. The record is from RefSeq and is a predicted model, not a curated record. NCBI's taxonomy places the organism in Eukaryota, Metazoa, Mollusca, Gastropoda, Aplysiida, Aplysiidae. Gene Ontology annotation, cellular component: membrane.
UGACAGUAAAAUGGAUAGAUCUAGGCUUCAGUGGUCAUUUUCAAUGCUGUGUUGGACAGUCUACUUUCUACAGAUUGAAUAAACAGCAGCUGGCAUAGCGUGAGGUUUAGGGGCAAGAGGAGGAAAAGGUGCUACUAAAACACCCUUCCCUGAUCACUAGAUCCGGGCAACAUGCGGUGCGUAUGGAACUGCCAGAGGGCCGUUUUGUCGGGCUUCUACAAAUACGGCCAUUUCCUUGGGAGCCACCCAGCACCCUUCCUUGUGCUCCCGCUUCUGAUCUGCUCCGGCCUUGCUGUUGGCUUUCUGUUUUACAACCCAGAGACAGACGUAGAGGCAUGCUGUCAAUGAACGCAGUGACGUUUCCGGUGUGGUCUGGGAUCGAGGCUAUGGAUCUUCAGCUCUACUUUAGUGACGUCAACGUGUCACGCGACGGAAUCCUACAGGCUGCUGGUUCCUACAAGAUGGCCUUCCCCCUGCGCACCGACACCGAGAAGUUGGAGAGACUGUCGCUGGCCUGGGAACUGGCGUACAUCGACUUUAUGUCCACGGUCAAUCUGACCACUGUCGACAUAAGCUACGCAGUUUCCCAGUCUCUCAACCUGGAGCUGGACAAAGGAACCAGCGGGGACAUCUUCUACUUCUCCCUCACCUUCACCAUCAUGAUCACCUAUGCGUCCAUCGUAAGCUCAGGUGUCGGAGUUCUAUUGUGUUACAUUUGUAACGCCACGUUUUUUGGCGCCUGUCUGACGUACCACGGACGCCGGGUGUACAGUAGCCGGCACACGAUCACAUGCCGCAAGCUGGACCAAUCACGACCCGAGCUGAAGGAAGAGGGCCACAAGUGCUGCUACAUCUGCAUGUGCGGGGGUGCCACACCGAAGGGCCCUGGGGAUGAUCAAAGCCCUUGUGAAAAAGGACCGAGAUCGGCCCUCACAAGACUUGUGCUGUGGAAUCCCAUGCGGGUUCUGAUUCUUCUCAUCUUUGCCGGCUACCUUGGUAUGACCGUGUGGGGUCUCACCAUGCUGAAACAGGGCCUGGAGCUGAAAAAUCUCGUGCUCACCUCCUCCUAUUUUCAUAAAUUUCAGCGCCCACGUCUGUACGGCCUACAUGGUAUCUGAGGAAUACUCUCGGCGAGAGCGUGCCAAAGAGGCUAUAGUUCACGCCUCUGGACCCAUCCUCAACGGUGGAAUGUCCUCUCUCAUCGGUGUCAUCGUUCUCGUUUUCACCGAGUCGUACAUUUUCCAAUCCUUCUGCAAAAUAAUGCUUUUAGUCAUUGGUUUCGGCACGGCUCACGCCGUUUUGCUGAUCCCUGUCAUCCUCUCUUUUGUUGGUCCACAAGCGCACACAGACAGCGACGACGCCAGUAAGGGACCACAUAUGAACGGCAAACGCUAUGAAGUCUCGGCCGCAGCUCAAAACGGAAGUCCCGAGGUGAAGAAUGGGACAAAAAAUGGAGGGCAGAAAAACGGAAAGACGAAUGACUCCGUCGCGCGUCGGGGGUUACCACACAAAGCCGGAUCGGACAUGAUGUUCGUAAACCCUACGUUUCAGAACGAUGCCCAUCUUGGUUAUCUUCAGGACUGAUAUCCCUGUUAUGUGCUUGUUGUGCCUGACAGAAAGAAUGGGGAAAAUACCAUCUGAUCCCCCCCCCCC